Molecule: messenger RNA, 2182 nt
Organism: Mizuhopecten yessoensis (Yesso scallop)
Lineage: Eukaryota; Metazoa; Mollusca; Bivalvia; Pectinida; Pectinidae
Exons: 8
Coding region: 344-1669 (441 amino acids)
Source: RefSeq, a predicted model, not a curated record
ACUUGUUUCUUACCUAAAAAGCUUCCUGACAGCGUAAAGUCGUGGAUUAUAGAUUGGUUUCGUGUCGGACUAUAAUAGAAUAGAAUAUAUAUACUAGCCUUCCAUGUUUGGUCAACAUGGUUGUUUUCACACCUUGUGUAGGUGGUCUAUAUUGAGAUUUUCAAACUGUCACUGAUUUUGACAAAUCGACAGAAGCUUGAGAACUUUUUGAGAUAAUAUAGAAUUGUGCUUCUCCCAAAGGAAUAAAAACGGAAUCAGCUUACGACAUCUAUACACGCACAGGUUUGACGCGGACGUCGGUUAUUGUGAUAAGGAGCUAUGCCACGCCAGAACGUGUAACAAUAUGGCCUCUGUUAAUACAGCGAACUUGGACGAAGUAUUUAAAUACUUGAGAGAAAAUAAACCAAUUACUUCGGACCUUAUCAAAAAGUCGUCAGCUGAUUAUGAAAACAUAAAGGUAGUUCUGCGAAAUGUAGAAGAGAAGAAGACUGAUGGACAGAAGCCAGACCCGGGGAGCGAUGUGUACAAGUGUCCUCUGUGUCAGAAGGACAUCCCCUACCCUGCCCCGCCCACAAACAAGAAUCAGGAGGAAAUCGAUAGACUAACACAGGAACUAGACGCUAGGACCCGCCAAUGUCAGCAGAUGGAGCAACACAUCGCUACACAGGAUCAGAAAAUGGCGAAGCUGAGACAGACCAGCGGUCACAGAAGCCCUGGUCCGCCACCGGCACGGGUAGUUGAUCCCGGUGAUCCCAAUCGAGCCCAACAGGUCGGGGAGCAAUAUGAGGAUCUAUAUGACACUGAGUGGACGGGCGCCUUCAAGUUCCUUGACAACACGAUGAACCUGCGGGAGGAUAAAGUCCUGGACACCCUCCUCAGGAUCCUCAGGGCCGCCUACUCUUUUUGUGACGAUAUCGCUCGAGCUCAAAUGAUGAACAUGGAGGGAGAGCUGUACUGCCCCUUGUCUACCUGGACAGAGGACGCUCGUGUAGACUUUAUUGGCAGAAAAACAACAUUUCCUCAAAAAUCAGCAAGAAUAGCCCACACUUACCGGAAGUCAACGUCAGCGGAGUGUGUACCGGCCAUUCAAAACGCCUUCAUUGCUCAGAUCCUGCCCGAGUUUAUGGACCCGACGUUAUACAACAACCGACAUGUUCUGUCAUACGUCAAACGCUGCGUGGAGAUCACGUGGUAUAUGGUCAUUCAGGAAACGCCAAUGGUGCUCAUCAGCAAAGUCAACCGGAAGUCACAAUUUGACAGGAAUCUCUUCCGGUAUUAUUCCAACCAAGGGGAUAAAUUUGACUUUGUUGUUUGGCCAGCUCUUUUGAUGUACACAGAGGGACCAAUAAUCAUAAAAGGAUUUGCAUAUGCUUUGGAUCCGAACCGAAGCAUUCCGAAUGUUAGAGAAACCGAAAUGGAAACUAAUCGUAUUCCUCCCAAGGGGAAAGAAAACAUGGUGGGUUCAGAAUUGAACCAGGGUCUUGCUGGUGGAACGCCAUGGGGGUCAAACUAUUUUUCAAACGCAGGCACCCCUUCCGUUGACCUUCCUCCACUUCCGUUAGAAAACGUGAGUCCCACGCGCGUCAGCCCUGGGCGGGCGUCUCGUGAAGAACAAAGACAGCUUACUGCAGCAUGGAAAGGGAAGGAAAAGCCUACGGCCCGACCUUAAGCUAUGGCUACACGGAAGGACAAGAAUCAGCAAAAGGCAAAAGAAAAACAUUAUUGCAAGCCAAGCGCAAAUCCGAGAACUACACAAUAUCAACUGUUUGUCUUUAAUUUGUUUUACUGAUUUUUUUUGUUGCAAAAUUAAAUGGAGUCUCGCACUACUGCAUGAACCAGGUUAUGUAUGACACACGCCCUCUAAUCCACAACGUAGACUGUCAGGUUCGUCCAGGCAAUUAUCCAUUUCAUGAAUAGAACAAACAUAUGCUUAGUUUUGCUUCUGCAAAUUUUAUCCUAUCACACUUUUAAAAUCAUUUUCCAAAAUACUACACAUGAGAUUUUGUAUCCAGCACCGUUGACAUAUAUAUGCAUCAAUGAUAUUUGAUAAGUAGCUUACUUUUACAAAAAAAAAGCAAUCAAAAUGUCAUAUCAUUAUUGAUCCAAGAAAGGCAUAAUCUCAUAAAUCCCGGAUUAAUAAUUGUAUUGCAUAGUCAAUAUAAUACAGGGUAGUUAUGUUAUA